ACGCUGCGCGGGCCGGGGAGAGGAAACCCGCGGGGCGCCGGCAGCGCAGCGGGCUCUAAACGCGGGGGUCGCGGGUUCGAGCCCCCACCUCGCCCCAGCCGCGGGGUAGCCACCAGGCCGGAGACACUCGCCCCGCGGCGACAUGGCCGAGGCGGGGCUGGGGACACGCUUCCAGCGGCGCUUCCUGGCGGCCCGGCAGCUCUGCUCCUUCCCCUGGCAGGAACUGGAACAAAACCUACGGCUUUCACCGGAUUCCUCCCUGCUCCUGGAUAUCCUGCACGAGACCGUUCUCCACCCCCUGGGUGUAAAAUACCCCCCUCCCACCAAGUACAGGAGAUCUUUUCUAACCCAGCUCAUCAAAAAGCACGAGUCGGUGGGAGCUGAGCCCCUGGAUGAGCUCUACGACGCGCUGGCAGGGGUUCUAAACGAAGAAGAAUCCACUCGCUGUUACAAAAGCUACUUCCUGCCCUCGGGGGAGCCCGUCACCCUUUGUGAGAGCGUGGCCAUCAUCUCUGGAGGAACCACGGGGCUCGUCACCUGGGACGCGGCGCUUCAGCUGGCUCAGUGGGCGAUAGAGAACAGCGCCCUUUUCCGUGACAGGACAGUCCUGGAGCUGGGAAGUGGGAUUGGCUUCACUGGAAUCGCUGUCUGUAAAUCCUGCCGUCCCAAGGGGUACGUGUUCAGCGACUGCCACCCCGGCGUCCUGCAGGCGCUGGAGGAAAACAUCCGGCUCAACGGCUUGGCCUUGGAGCCCCCCACGGCCCGUGGAACCCAAACGGAGCCCCGGGGCCAGGAGGUGGAAGCAACGAGUUGCCAAAACCCCAAAUUAAUUGUUGCCGAACUGGACUGGGGCUCAGUUACGGAAAACCAACUCUUGGAUCUUCAGCCCGACGUCGUCAUCGCAGCAGAUGUGGUGUACGAUCCAGAGAUCAUUUUAGCCCUUAUUGGUAUGCUACAGAAACUCUCUGCUUGCAGAGGGGAUGGAAAACCUCCCGAGGUCUACGUUGCUUCCACCAUUCGGAACCCGGACACGUAUCACCUCUUCCAGGCUGAACUCGGUGCGUGCCUUCUCCAUCAACCCUAUCAGCAGUUUGGGCAUCUUUCCCCAUGAUUUAAUCUGUAGCAGAGAUAAACAGGAGCAUUUUUGGUGACGGGUAUUGUCCAACAGUGAGAUUUUUUUUAUCCUAGACCCGGAUUUAAGAGCAAUCUGCCCAAAAGCAGUACCUAUUCCACAUAGAUUUGGUCAGGAGAUUGGAAUUUAGGCUUUUGCUCCAUCAGAGCUCACGUCUGUUCGUGCUGAAUUGAGAUGAAUUGACAACGCGGUGGUGAUGGGAAACUAAAAAAGGGAGAAGCUUAAAGAAGGAAAACCAUCUGUGCAGCGCUGUCACAGCAAUAACAACUCGGGAUGCAGCCUAAAACCUUUAUCUUAGCUGCUCUUGGAGGGUUAAAAAUACAGCUAGAGAUUAAAUAAAACAGGGAUUUGGGAUUUUUUCUUCAUACACUUUUCAGAAGUCUGUCUUGCAGUCUACUAGCUCUACAGCAAUUAGUUAAUUCACACAAUUAUGCUGAGUCCAUAGCAGAAGCGUUACUAUUCAUUUUUAAAAAUACAUCCUGAUAAGCACUUGCCUGUAGCUCCCUUUUACAGCUCUUCCUUUUAUUAAGCAGAAACAUGAUUCCUGGUGUUUCCCUUUGCAGAGAAAGCCGGGAUCGGAUGGCAGAUUAUUCCAGCCCACAGCAACAGUAGUUUUCUCUAUGACGUGCAGCCAAACGUAACUAUUCUACAGCUAUUUAUAUAGACUUGGGAAACGUGACAUAAGUAGGAUUUCCAGACCAAAAGGAGGCAUCUCGCCCUUGCAACAGGAUUAUUUUGAAUUCUAGAAAGGUACACGGGAGGCACUGAGGAUACAACUAUAUGCAUGGACCGUUGUCAAAGGGAGUUAUGUUUCUUCUUAUAA
Messenger RNA from Calidris pugnax (ruff), 1955 nucleotides. RefSeq names its product eukaryotic elongation factor 2 lysine methyltransferase (gene EEF2KMT). The transcript has 8 exons. Bases 143 to 1111 code for a protein of 322 amino acids. The record is from RefSeq and is a predicted model, not a curated record. NCBI's taxonomy places the organism in Eukaryota, Metazoa, Chordata, Aves, Charadriiformes, Scolopacidae.